Molecule: messenger RNA, 840 nt
Organism: Leptonychotes weddellii (Weddell seal)
Lineage: Eukaryota; Metazoa; Chordata; Mammalia; Carnivora; Phocidae
Source: RefSeq, a predicted model, not a curated record
AUGCGCAGGGCUGGAUACGGUACCGUUUUGGACCCAAGUUCAGUGAACUCGUUACUCCCUAGAGCUGCUUUUGGGCACUGGGAGGUUGUUGAGCUCUCCUGCCGUAGCCAGAAGCCGGUUUUCGGGGAGUCUCCUAGGUCGGGUUCUGCUGCUGCAUCCUCUCGGAAGAGAGCAGUUCUGUUCGGAUUAAGUUUGCACCUCUGUAUUUCAAAAGUAAUUUCACAAGUAAUUUCACAUUUGAAGAGACUAACAAUUCCUGUUUUUGCCAGCAAUCAAGUUGAAGAAACGUUCCCACUACUUAAAGAGGUACCUGCAAACUAUAUUUAUUCAACCAUCCCAAUGGGAUUUUCCCUUAGUAAAUCUGCUACUCAGGUAUCUGCUAUGCAUAUGGAUUCAAAAGUGGAUGAUCAUUUGAUGCGAGGGACUGAGAAAAGCAAGUUGGAACCAGUGACUCAAUUAUUUCAAAACACCAAGAAAAUAAGAUUAGAAGACACAAACCAAGAACACUUUACCAGAAGUAAAGAGAUUGGCUCAGGAUCUCUUUCAGAGAAAACCUUGGGUUCUGUGGUAUAUGUUAAAGAAAAUGAUGGAAUAGAAAUGACAGAUGUGGAAUGAAGUUAUUUGUACAUACUGCCAAAGAAACCAGAAUUUGCUUUUGACUAAGAGAGCAUGUUGAAUGAGAACUUAACCUUAUCAGAAAAACCUAACAAAAUGAAGACAAUUGCUUAUUUUUCACUAUUUAUGAAUCAUAUUAGACUUCACUUUUUUGAUACAUAUUCAAAAAAGUUAAUGUUUUAGGGGAAAAAAACUUUCCAAAAUUCAAAGCAAAAUUUUCUGGUA